AUUGCCGUGGUUUCCAUUGAGAGAGUACCACCACAAGGAUGAUGCUCGGGGUUGUUCAAGGACAUCUCCGACACUCGGCGGCGCUCAGCGCCCCGUGGAUCCGUUCCCUCGGUACCUCUGCCGUGGCCGCUAAGAAUCUAGAAAGGGUCGGAGCUGCUGUCCAGGUUUCUGACAAGGAGGGAAUUCUCACCCGGGAUGGUGUCUCGCCCUUCGAUGUUCCGACGACGAAUAAGGUCGACUACGCUCUCGCGCGGCUUGAUGAUCUCCUCAAUUGGGGUCGGAGGGGUUCCCUAUGGCCGCUGACGUUCGGCUUGGCGUGCUGCGCUGUCGAGAUGAUGCACAUCGCCGCCCCACGUUACGACAUGGACAGGUACGGAGUUGUUUUUCGAGCUUCUCCACGUCAAGCCGAUGUGAUCAUCGUCGCUGGGACCGUUACCAACAAAAUGGCUCCUGCUCUCCGGAAAAUCUACGAUCAGAUGCUCGAGCCGCGAUGGGUGAUCUCCAUGGGCUCGUGCGCGAACGGCGGAGGUUAUUACCAUUACUCGUACUCGGUGGUACGAGGUUGCGAUAGGAUCAUCCCGGUCGACAUCUACGUUCCUGGCUGCCCACCAACGGCCGAGGCGCUGAUGUACGCCAUUUUGCUGCUUCAACGGAAGAUCAAGAGAAUGCAGAGCGUACAGCUAUGGUACAGGAAGUGAGUGUAUAUACCGAGUACUCGAGUCAGCUUUUCGGGGACGUGUAGGCACGUCAUGAUGUUGUUACUUUCUACGAGAUUGAGGGGGGUUGAGAAUAAAGUAACAGAUAGGUUUCAA
Galendromus occidentalis (western predatory mite) is the source of this 812-nucleotide messenger RNA. Its product is annotated as NADH-quinone oxidoreductase subunit B. The transcript is spliced from 2 exons. Gene Ontology annotation, cellular component: respiratory chain complex I. Bases 39 to 698 code for a protein of 219 amino acids. Gene Ontology annotation, biological process: mitochondrial respiratory chain complex I assembly; aerobic respiration; electron transport coupled proton transport. Gene Ontology annotation, molecular function: NADH dehydrogenase (ubiquinone) activity; quinone binding; 4 iron, 4 sulfur cluster binding. The record is from RefSeq and is a predicted model, not a curated record. Lineage: Eukaryota; Metazoa; Arthropoda; Arachnida; Mesostigmata; Phytoseiidae.